AUGGACGCCAUCGCUAAUCAACGUUACCAAUCGAUAAAAUAGUAAUUAGAUUAACUUCACUACAGUUAACCAUUCAACAUUGAAAGCUCAGCAUUAGUUGAAAGAUUACUGACUGAUCUCCUGAAAACAACUGAAGCUUAUUAAAAAGUUAAAAAUGAACUGGCUAUUGUUAACAAUGAAAAUAAGCUGAAUUAAUAGGCACUCCUCCCUCUGCAAAAAGAGAACGAGAGAUUAUCAAAGGAAAGCAAUGUCCUUCAUUUUGAUAUAAUCAAAGCCAAAGAGGAACUGGAGCAGUUGGAUUUAAAAUGGAAGUCAGCAAUGCGCCAAAUAACGAAUGAAUGUUAAGACCUCAGAUUCCUGGUCGAUUAAAAAGACAUUAAGAUCAAGAAGCAAGACAUUGAUCUUACUAAAAUGAAGAGUAAAUAUGAGAAAGUUAUGUCAAAGAUGUAUAUGAGUGAGCAAGACGAAGUAAUUGAGGGCCUAGCUCCAAAUAUCAAUGAAAGAGGCGAGAUGAAUAUACUUAUGCAAGGCAAACAUCAAGAUUUCCAAAUGUCUUCACCUCUUAAGAGAUAUAAUUAGGAUAUAUCAGAGCUUGUCAAUGAUGAAUCUCAUUACCCACUUGGAAACAAUCACCUUAAUCAGACUAUGAAUAAGGAUUAUGAUAACAAAAAGUGGGCAGAUGAGCUAGCAAAAGCCGAUGAAAGAUCCUAAAAUUUUAUGCAAAAACUAGAACAAGCCAAUAAAAAGAGACAUGACAUUGAAAAUAAACUUGAGACUCUUGAAAAGUAAUUGACUGUUAGAGAGGAGGAAAUUAGAAGACUUCAUAAUCUAUACGAAGGAGGUCAAAACCUUGAAAAAUUGAAUGUUAGAUUUGUUCAUGAGACAAAUGAGAGAACUAUCGCUAAACUUCAAAACUAAAUAGAUUUCUUGAACAAAGAAAAUCAUAGACUUGCUUAGUAAAUUGAUUUCCUUAGAGGAGGUAAACCAAUUAAUGACGAGAUCGAUAACCUGAGAUAGCAAGUUAAUGACUUAGAAUUUGAAAAUGACACACUUAAGAGAGACAUAAAGGAAUACGUUAAACUACUAAAAGACUUCUAAGAGAAAGAAUAAGAAUUCAUGAGAUUAGAUUAAGUCAAGUCCGAGGGUGAACUAAUAGCUUAAAGAGAUCUUGAAAGGAAAUUGCAGGAAGUUUAAUCUGAUCAUGACAAACUCAAAUAAGAAUAUGAGAGAUUACAGUCAGUCAAGGGCGCUUAUACAGCAGACAAGAAGGUUUUCAUUGACAGAAUAAACGAAUUAGAAUAGUAAUUAAUAAGAAAAGACUCUGAUAAGUAAGAUCUUCAGAAUAAAUUCAAUCUUUAAGAAUAAUCUUCAGUGCAGUACAGAAAUGAAAUAAAUUUCUUGAAUGGAAAAUGCUCAACAUUAAAGAGAGAUUUAGAAUACUAGGAAAGAUACAUUGAAAAAUACAAGGAUGAAAAUACUAAGUUAGGUGCUGAGAAUGAGUAUCUGAAGUAAAAGAUAGAUGCCAUCGAUAGAGACUAAGCUUUGCUAAGAAAGUAAGUUAAUGGCUUAUAAGAAGACAAUGAUAGAAUCAACAGGCUCUAUCAAGUUGUAGAAAAAGAUGCAUUUAGUUCUUAAGCCUACAAGCGACUGCCAUUAGACAUCAAAAUUGGAGGUUAAGAGAAUAAUCCUAAAAUAGAUCCUUACAUGGAACUUAACUCAGCCAGAAGUCAUGCUUCACAAUAGAAUAACAGCAUAAAAUAGGUUUAAUCACAAUAGUAGACACCUAAACAUCAUCAUCAUAGUCAAAGCCAGUUCACUAAUAAUGCUGGAGGAGUACAAAAUAAAUGGAAAGUAGUAGAUGAUGACUAUGGCAGUAUUCAUGGAAGUGCUCAUAAGCAUAAUCAAUCACAUAUUAUUUCCAUUGAUGAAAACUAAGUUACAAUGAAGAGAUUAUAAUGA
Molecule: messenger RNA, 1959 nt
Organism: Stylonychia lemnae
Lineage: Eukaryota; Ciliophora; Spirotrichea; Sporadotrichida; Oxytrichidae
Source: the annotation of a GenBank genome assembly